AAUGUUCCCCGGGGAAAAUAUCUAAAAAUAUCGCAGUCAAAACGCGCAUUUCGUUCCUUUAACACCAAAAAAUGGCUUCAUCGACGAACCAAAACGAAAUUGAGCCCCAAAAAGGGGAUUUAAUUGAAUGGAAGGAAGAACAAGAACGUUUGGUGAACAUGAUUGGAGAUUUCGAGCAAAAAUUAUCCCACACCAGCUUAAGAUUGCUCACUUUAGAGAACGAUUUAAAAGCUCGAACUGACGAAAGAGAUGGUUUAAAAGCUCGAGUGGUUGAGUUAGAAGCUCAACUUGGAGAAAGUCGCAAAUCCCAGUUAAAAUCAGCAUCUGAGAACCAAGCUGUAGAUGAAAUCAAACAAAAAUCAGAAGAGAUGUUAACAAAAGCUAAAUCGAUUAUAUUCGAAAAAACCAAAGUCUGUAAAAACCAAGAAUUACAAAUUGAGGCUCUUCACCAACAAGUCGAGUCGUUAAGAGAAGUGGUGAGAAUCACAAAAGAUUUGCUCGAAAUACGAAACGUCGAGGUGACUCAUCUCCAAGAUAAAUUAUCAUCGAUGGAGUCGAAAAUUGGGACCGAAUCGGAAAGGAAUAAGUUGAUCCAUUCGAAAUUAGAGAAGAUGGUGAGCAUGAAUGUUGAGUUAAAACGGGAGUAUGAAACGCAAUUGUGCUUGUUUACGGCGUUGAGGGAACGAUAUAACGAAAGGGAAUUGGCUAGGAAUGUUUUGGAUGAUUUGAAGAACGAUAAUAAACAAGCGGGGACGAGUAAUAACACCCAAAGUAAUAAUAACGAGGAAUUGGGUGCUCAAGAAUUGAGCAAAGAAGCGGUUCAAGUGGAAAAUGUCGAGGAGAAUAAAGAGGAAACUGAUUGUAAUGAGAAAGAAACGGUUAGGAAUGGGAAAAAUUAAAUUUGUGGUGUUUUAGGAUUUUAAGAAUAAGAUUUUUUAAAGAUUUGCAGUUUUUAAAAAUA
This is a messenger RNA of Onthophagus taurus, 961 nucleotides long. RefSeq lists its product as uncharacterized. NCBI's taxonomy places the organism in Eukaryota, Metazoa, Arthropoda, Insecta, Coleoptera, Scarabaeidae. The record is from RefSeq and is a predicted model, not a curated record.